Cryptomeria japonica (Japanese cedar) is the source of this 657-nucleotide messenger RNA. RefSeq lists its product as uncharacterized. NCBI's taxonomy places the organism in Eukaryota, Viridiplantae, Streptophyta, Pinopsida, Cupressales, Cupressaceae. The record is from RefSeq and is a predicted model, not a curated record. The coding region runs from base 1 to 657 and encodes 218 amino acids. The transcript has 2 exons.
AUGGUAUCUUCAGGCUGGGAACGAAAGGCAGUUCAUGAGAUGCACCUCAGGAGGAUUAUUGACAGCGGUAUUUGUGAGAAUAUGGUUUCCAAGGAGAUGGUAGAUAAGUUGAAUUUACAGUGUGAGAAACAUCCUCACCCUUACCGUAUUGCAUGGUUUAAGAAGGGGAAUAAAGUUAUUGUUGAUAAGAGGUGCCUGAUCAAGUUUUAUAUAGGCAAAACUUACAAAGAUGAGGUUUGGUGUGAUGUCAUCCCAAUGGAUGCAUGCCAUGUAUUAUUGGGGAGGCCUUGGCAAUAUGAUAGAAAGGUCAUGCAUGAUGGGGAAAGGAAUACAUAUACAUUUUGGAAGGAGGGAUCGAAAGUCAUCUUAUUACCCCUUAAGGAUGUAGGGGAAGCUAAGAAUAUGUUGCCUGAAAGAGAAAUUGUUAAGGAGAUGAAGGUGACUGGAUUCUAUUAUGUAUUAAUGGUACAAAAGGAGGAAGGAGGAGGGAUACCAAUACCUGCUGAAGUAGCAAAGGUACUAGAAGAAUAUAGUGAUGUUAUACCAGAUUAUCUACCUGAUGGUCUUCCACCGAAGAGAGAUAUUCAACAUCUUAUUGAUCUAAUUUUGGGAGAAUCUUUACCUAAUCAGGAAGCAUAUACGAUGAGCCCUACAUAG